Molecule: messenger RNA, 1107 nt
Organism: Gastrolobium bilobum
Lineage: Eukaryota; Viridiplantae; Streptophyta; Magnoliopsida; Fabales; Fabaceae
Product: NAC domain-containing protein 79-like
Exons: 5
Coding region: 1-1107 (368 amino acids)
Biological process (GO): regulation of DNA-templated transcription
Molecular function (GO): DNA binding
Source: RefSeq, a predicted model, not a curated record
AUGCAUCUUGAAGGUAACCCUCAAAAGGACAAGGAAGCUGUUAGCAAAGAAGGGAAGGAUAUGGAAAUUGAAGGGACUCGUGCAAAGGAGGAAACCCUACCACCUGGAUUUAGAUUUCACCCUACUGAUGAAGAAUUGAUAACUUACUAUCUCAUAAACAAGAUAUCAGAUUCUAGUUUUGCAUGCAAAGCAAUAGCUGAUGUAGAUCUCAACAAAUGCGAACCAUGGGAGCUGCCAGGGAAGGCGAAGAUGGGACAAAAAGAAUGGUACUUCUUCAGUCUUAGAGAUCGUAAAUACCCUACGGGUGUGAGAACCAAUCGAGCAACGAACACUGGGUACUGGAAAACCACAGGGAAAGACAAGGAGAUCUUCAACAGUGUCACAUCGGAAAUGGUUGGUAUGAAGAAGACUUUGGUUUUCUAUAAGGGCAGGGCUCCUAGAGGAGAAAAAACCAACUGGGUCAUGCAUGAAUACCGCAUUCACUCAAAAUCCAGCUUCAGAACCAACAAGCAGGAUGAAUGGGUGGUAUGCAGGGUAUUCCGUAAGAGUGCUGGUGCAAAAAAGUACCCUUCUUCUAACCAUACAAGAGCAGUGAAUCCUUAUAGCCUAGAAGUUGGUACUAGUAUUAUGCCACCACCAAUGAUGCAGCUAGGAGAUCCUGCUACUCAUUUCCUUUAUGGAAGGAACUACAUGAGCAGUGCAGAGUUAGCUGAAGUUACUAGGGUUUUAAGAGGUGGUGGAUCCACCAGUAGUGUUAACCUACCAAUGCAGUCCCAUUUGAACUACCCAGUAUCAGCACCAGGAGGAGGAUUAGGAUUCACCAUUUCAGGGCUUAAUUUGAAUCUGGGUGGAGGAGGAGGAUCAGUUGCUACAACACAACCCAUUUUGAGGCCAAUGCCACAGUCACAGCCAUCUCAUCAUCAUCCUGCUCACACAAUGUCUCAAGUUGUGCAUGAUUUCAGUUCCAACUUGAUGACAGCUAGUACUCUUGCUGCUGAGAAUGUAGGGUAUGGUGCUGCAAUGAGCAAUAAUGCAAAUCCUCACAGCAAUAGGUUUAUGGGCAUGGACAAUUGCAUGGAUCUAGAUAGCUACUGGCCUUCUUACUGA